Solanum stenotomum is the source of this 1676-nucleotide messenger RNA. Its product is annotated as ribosome biogenesis protein WDR12 homolog. The record is from RefSeq and is a predicted model, not a curated record. The transcript has 14 exons. Gene Ontology annotation, biological process: ribosome biogenesis. Gene Ontology annotation, molecular function: protein binding. The coding region runs from base 57 to 1379 and encodes 440 amino acids. Lineage: Eukaryota; Viridiplantae; Streptophyta; Magnoliopsida; Solanales; Solanaceae. Gene Ontology annotation, cellular component: preribosome, large subunit precursor.
AUUUGGCUGUGAACGCUUUCCUCAUACUCUCUAAAACAAUAUAGUAUAUUUUUUUUAUGGCGGAAAUGGAUAUUAAUGGGCAAGUCGAAGAGGCUGCAAGGCGUGUACAGGUCCGGUUCGUAACGAAGUUGAAACCCCCAUUUAAGGCCCCGCCUACUUCCAUUGCUAUUCCCUCCAACCUCACUCGAUUGGGCCUCUCUUCCAUUGUCAACAACCUCCUUAAAGCUGGAAAGGAUGAUUGGAAUCCCGAGCCUUUCGAUUUUCUCAUUGAUGGAGAACUGGUUCGCAUGUCACUUGAAGAGUUUCUCCUUGCCAAGGGCAUUUCAGCUGAGAAAAUAUUAGAGAUUGAGUACAUUAGAGCUGUGGCUCCAAGAAAACAAGAAGAACCAUCUUUGCAUGACGACUGGGUCAGUGCAGUUGAUGGUUCUAAUUCUAAGUUUGUUUUGACUGGAUGUUAUGAUGGCUUAGGAAGAAUAUGGAAGGCUGCCGGAUCUUGUACACAUCUAUUGGAGGGCCAUACUGGGGCAGUUACUUCUGUUUGUGUUGUCAACCCAAGAGUGGCUCAAGAUGGUGCUGAUCAAAUAGUCGCUACGGCUUCCAAGGAUAGGACACUGCGGCUCUGGAAGUUUGAUGCAGAUGAGCCUUCAGAUCAGAUAAAGAGGAUUAGAGCCUAUAAAAUUUUACAUGGACAUAAUGCUUCUGUUCAAAGUGUUGCAGCAAAUCCUGCUGGAGAUAUGGUGUGUUCAGGGUCCUGGGAUGGCCAAAUAGCUCUGUGGCAAGCAAGUGGCUCAGAUACAGGUGAUGUAGUUUCAGUGAAGAAAAGGAAGAAGGGUGCCGAAGAGGAGGAUCCUCAAGUAGAAGAGGAGGCUAAAUCUACACUUGUAGGACAUACACAAUGUGUGUCUACCGUGGUGUGGCCACAAGAUGAAGCAAUCUAUUCAGCAUCAUGGGAUCACUCUAUUAGAAGAUGGGAUGUUGAGUUGGGCAAGGAUUCAUUGAGCCUGUAUUGCGACAAAGUCAUUAAUUGCCUUGAUGUUGGAGGUGAAGGUUCUGCCCUCAUUGCUGCUGGUGGUUCUGACCCCAUUCUUAGGAUAUGGGAUCCUCGCAAACCAGGUACUGCGGCUCCUGUCUAUCAGUUCUCAUCGCACAGUUCUUGGAUAUCCACCUGCAAGUGGCAUGAAAAGUCACGGUUUCACUUGCUUUCUGCAUCGUAUGAUGGAAAAGUAAUGUUAUGGGACUUGAGAACUGCGUGGCCUCUUGCUGUCAUUGACACUCACAAUGACAAGGUACUGUGUGCGGAUUGGUGGAAAGGUGAAAGUGUAGUUAGUGGUGGGGCUGACUCGAAACUUUGCAUCUCUUCUGAUGUUUGUGUGUUGUGAUGUAGAGACUAAUGGUUGAUGUGUUUUACUAACCAACAUAUUUGAAGCACUCGAUCCCUUGAUUGAAAUGAUGGUAGCUGCGACAAUUGUUCACUUGGCUAAUUUUCUUUCAGGAUUGAUCUCCCCUCCCCUGUUGCAGAGGCGACUGUGCUCCAUAAGAAUGAUGCGAUUUUGCUAAUAGAAUUCAUUGGGUCAAAGCUGAAGUUGUGAUAAUUUACUUAAGAAAACAAUUUUGUCUGUGCUAACUAGAAAUGGUUUGUAUCAUAUAUUCCUGUGAGUUAGAGUGAAUUGAAGCUG